Messenger RNA from Corticium candelabrum, 1075 nucleotides. RefSeq lists its product as uncharacterized. The record is from RefSeq and is a predicted model, not a curated record. Bases 235 to 1068 code for a protein of 277 amino acids. The transcript has a single exon. Lineage: Eukaryota; Metazoa; Porifera; Homoscleromorpha; Homosclerophorida; Plakinidae.
GUGCAGGUCGGAUCAAAGAGCAAAAUCAAUAAGAAAACUGAACAACAAGAUCUGCACAGUCUUCUCAUUUACAGAUUGCUACUGGCACUUCACAAACACCAAGCCGUUCAGCUUUCCGUUUACGGUUUAAUUUUUGUUGUAUGUACGUGGCAACUCUUUCUGUCUGUUGCGAUUGCUAAAACCAAACCAGAAUUGUUUGUUCGAAUUCUUGUCUAUUCUGCUCUGCCCAUAGUUAUGUGGUUCAUAAUCAGGUCUGUCACUCUCACAAGACUGUGCACUGACAAACUCAACUGUGAGCAACAUCAUAUUCACAGUGUUGUAGUCAAUUUGGAUGAAGAUGUUUAUCUCCUCGAUAAAAUUUCUGUCUGUCAACUGUGGGUUAUGGCUCUUACGUCAAUCACUGUCUUUGCUCACUACUUUUUGAUGAAUCUUAAGAUGGAUGAAGUCAGUGUCUUGAAGGUUAUUAAUUCGCCGGGAAAUGUUUAUUGGUUGCUAGAGUGGCUCUCAUUGUCUAUUCUCUUGGGAGAAAGUCAGCUGCUUCUUCAUUUGCUGCAUAUGGAAGCUACAUAUACUACCAAAAAUUUCUGCUCGACGUUUUGGCAUAGGAGGUGGGGUAGUCUGGGAAUGUCAGUGACUGUUGUGCUUUGUGUGUUGCUCCUAAGUAACAUUCUAAGGCUAUUGGCAACACUCCAUUUGGUGGUGGACUCCUGGUGGACACCGAACAGUGUGGUUAUUGUAAAUAACUCCUACACUUGGCUAUAUGCAUUUGUGGCAUUUCUAGCCACUUACACUGCUAACAGGUUUCUCAUUCCAGGACAAGUUCUGCUGCUUUCUGCAGUAUGGGCCAUUAUGACAAUGGGAUGGGUUGGAUAUCUGAAACCUGCUUCUGACUUGGCAGUUACUGCAUGGUGUGUGCUUGCAUCUUGCUACGAUACAAAUUCCAAGAUUAAAGUUGUCAACAAGGUCGUCUGUGUCGUCCCUUGUUUACUUCAGGUCACAAUUGGAAUUCAUUUGGUUACGGAAGUUAUAAAUUAUAUUGCAAUAUUCACUGGAAGCAGCAAGACAUGAAUGGCAA